ACACCGCCAUGGCCGAGAUCCUCUCGCCGGCGGAGGGCCUCGCGCGUUUCCGGCUGCAGAAGGAGGCCCCGGGCACGUGGGACCUGCGGCAGCUCAAGCAGGACGCGCCGCAGGACGAGUCCCAGGUGCCGCCGCACCCGGCGCGCCGGUGCCCGAAGGUGUCCGCCGAGGACGAGAAGCGCGGCUUCGUCCAGCUCAAGAACAAGCGCGUCUGCAUCAAGACCGGCAAGCUCAGCGCCGCCAUCGCGGCGUCAACGGCCGCGAUCCAGGACCUCAUCGACGUCGGCUUCUCCCGCGCGGAGGCCGAGGACCACGUCUUCGCGAACUACGGCACCGUCGCCCAGGAGACCCUCGCCAACCACAAGGAGCGCUGCGCCAAGGGCGGGCGCAACUCGGCCGCGGAGGGCAAGGGCAUCCACGCGCCGGGCAUGCAGGCCAAGGGCGGGCGCAAGGGCGGGUCGCAGACCACGGCGGACCGCGCGGCCGCCGGCCAGGACGCCUACGGCGACGACGCGAUCUCCGGAUUCGCGAAGCGGUCCAAGGGCGGCAGCUCCAAGUCCGACGCGGUCCUGAAGUCGGCGGCGAACGCGCGCGACGCGUUCCGGCUCAAGCUGCCGCCGGGCCACGUGCCGACCGCGGGCAGCCAAAAAUCGUCGGCGCUGCGCGUGAAGCGCGCCGAGGUCGCGACGGACCUGAGGAAAUUCGAGACGCGCGCGAAGUACGAGCUCGACGGCGAGGACCGCGGCGGCCCCGCCUACCGCCGGCUCUUCCAGUCCGUGCUCUACGACGACUGCCGCAUCGCGGGCAAGAAGCUCAAGAAGCUCACGAUCGGCGCGCUCGUGAAGAAGGCCGCCAACGCCCAGCCCCAGGACGAGAAAACGGUCGCGGGCUUCGAGGCGACCAUCUGCGAGUUCGCGCUCGCCGUCGACGUCUACCGCCUCGCGCUCGACUCGGAGGCCAAGCCGGCGACGCCGGCCGCGGUCGACGUCUUCGUCUACGACGCGCUCCGCGGCCCCUGCGCCGGCCUCGUCUGCAAGGCCAAGGCCGCGCGCGCCAAUUUCGCCGCCGCGAAGUGCCCGCAGCGCGCCAAGGGCAAAUCCGGCACGACGGCCAAGAAGCCCAAGGCGAACCCGAGCAGCCCGGGCCUGCGGCCCGACAUCGCCGAGGUCUACGCCGGCAACGGCCAGGCGACCGACGUCGCCGACGUCGACGCCGGCGACGGCCAGGCGAGCGCGAACCCGCUGGCCGCGCCGAAGCUGGAACUCGACUGCGCGACCGCCGUGGGCCUGGCGCCCGCGCGGUCGCGGGCGCGGAUGCUCCGCGACGCCUGGGCGGCGACGAGCAGCAAGUCCAUGGGCGAGAACCUGGACGAGUGGUUCAAGCUGCGGAGCCAGCGGUCGACGGCCGGCCGCGAGGUGCUCGCGGGCUGCGUCAACUACCUCGUCACCGUCUACAUCGUCCACGCGAACCCCUACUACCAGACGGGCCUGGCCUUCGGCUUCGACACGGGGCAGCCCGCGGGACCGCUCGCGACGGCGACGGCCGUCGCGACGGGCGCGAGCACGCUCGUCAUGGGCGUCGUCGCGAACGCGCCCCUCGUCGUCGCGCCGGCCAUGGCGACGAACGGCUACUUCGCGCUGAAGACGAACUCCUGGAUGACGUGGCGGUCGCAGCUUUCGCUGUCGCUGCUGUCGAGCCUCGGCUACGUCGCGCUCGUCGCCUUCCUGGCGAAGCGCGGGAGCCUCGCGCGCCUGAUCCGCGCGCUGCCCGUGUCCUACCUCGUCGGCGUGGGCUUCGGUUUGCUCAUGUUUUUAGCGCACCUCGGCCUCCUCGACGAGAGCGGCAUGGGCGUCGUCGGCUGCGGCGGCGCCGAGGCGAGCCCGACGCUGAGCUCGUCGAAGCGGCCGGACCUGAUCCUGGCGGCGCUCGUGCUCGUCGCCGUCGUCGUCGGCGACGUGCGGCGGCCGGACAAGAAGCACGUCGUCGUCCUCGCGGCGACGGUGUGCGGCGCCCUCGCGGCGGCCGUCGCGCGCGCGGCGGCGGGCGACGCCGUCUUCGAGAGCAAGGACCGCCACGGCGGCGUCCGACUCUACGGCAUGCGCUUCCCGGGGACCUGGACGGGCGCGCAGUGGGCGGCGGCGCUCUGGACCGCGCUCGGCUACGUCACGGGGAAGAUCUUCGACAUCCUCGCGUCGGUCUUCCUCGUCGUCUUCGUGUUGCUGGGCUUCCACGAGGCGCCCAAGAGGACCGGCGCGGGCGCCGUCGACGCGCUCGGCCCGGAGAAGUUCCGCGACUACGUCGCGUCGACGCCGAAGCUCCAGAAGAUCAUCCUCGUCGACGGCGCCGCGUGGGCCUUCGGGUCCCUGCUCGGCUGCGCGCCGAUGACCUGCUUCGUCGAGUCGGCCGUCGGCAUCGCCGCGGGCGCGGCGCCGGCGCGCGGGCGCACGGGCCUCGCGUCCGUGGUGACGGGUCUGCUCUUCCUCGCGUCCGCGGCGUCGGGCCGCGAGACCGUCGAAAUCGUGCCCACGGAGGUGUCCGGCGCGCUCCUCGUCUACACGGCGGCGUCGCUGUCGCCCAUCCUCCGCCACGUCGACCACGCGAACCGCGAGGAGGCGCUGCCGGCCAUGCUGGGCGUGCUGCUCAUCCCGCUCCUCUACAGCGUCCACGGCGGCGCGGGGCUCGCGUUCGUCUUCUACGGCAUCCUCGUCGUCGCGGGCGGCACGUUCACCUGGGCCGAGCACCACACGCUGAUCCCGCUCUUCGUCGCCGCGCUCCUGCUCGUCGCGGAGAUCUUCUCCAUGGACUUCGCGCGAUAA
This is a messenger RNA of Aureococcus anophagefferens, 2816 nucleotides long. RefSeq lists its product as hypothetical. The transcript is spliced from 7 exons. The record is from RefSeq and is a predicted model, not a curated record. Lineage: Eukaryota; Pelagophyceae; Pelagomonadales; Pelagomonadaceae. The annotation marks the transcript as partial.